AAGAUUCUGCUAGCAAUCUUUCCUCCACACAGUACUCAGUCGCUGCAGCUGCUCAACGCUGUGUGCUUCGCUCCAUUGGCUCAAAACUACAGCAGUGCCGUCACCCAGCACCUCCACGAUAGCCAAGGCAUCUUAGGCGUGCCUAAGAACGACUUCUUUAUGCUCUUCUGGCAAUCCUGGCAGCAAACAUUCACGAAAGAGCUCAUAAUAGCUGCUUAACCCUAACGCAGUACUUAGCUAAUAGGACAAUAAUAGCGAGAGUAAGUAUAAGACCCC
Molecule: messenger RNA, 276 nt
Organism: Didymella exigua CBS 183.55
Lineage: Eukaryota; Fungi; Ascomycota; Dothideomycetes; Pleosporales; Didymellaceae
Exons: 1
Molecular function (GO): nucleic acid binding
Source: RefSeq, a predicted model, not a curated record